AUGAUGGACUCGGUUCACAUCAACAACCUCCAAGCUGGACAAUGGACAAGCCCAGAGCCGCGAGCAAAAACACAUAAACCUGUCGAUCCCCCACCGCCCAUUCGCGCGAAUCAGUCAUCCAAACUUGACCGUCAGGUUCCCCGGUCUAAUGACUUAAUCCCCCGUUAUCCACCAGCACCCAGCGUUGAGGAUGAGGCUUCAUCACUGGCAAAAGAACAUGCACAUCCUCAAGCGCAGUCCCCCUUACCGGCCGACGAGGAGGUUCAAUGUCGUGGAGAACUAGAGCAAAAUCCGAUCCUUGUCCCGGUGCACGAGUCCAAUCCGGAGCGACGAUAUGUGCAUGUUGGAACCAAGUCUACCAGUGAUACUGAGUCCGAAGACAGCCCCAAGAAAGGAGGCAGUGGUAAAGAGCAGGAAGAUGCAAAGCCAAGACCGGAGAAUGAGAGCUACAAGGCCAACACCGGUCGCAAGUACACUGUGCCCAGCGUGGUACCGGUUAUUUUGAAGCCUGUCGAGAAAGCGACGCCUCCAGAUGAAAAGGGCGACACAGAGCGGAGGAGGCUGAGGAGGAGCCGCAGUGAGCUACCUCGCAUCGAGACUGACGUAGCUACGCGAGACCGGUCGCGAAACCGCUCCAGGGACCGAUCCAGGGAGCGCCGAAGGGCUGCAUCUCGAGCUGCUUCCCGGAACCCGUCUGGCAGGAAUUCAUCUCGGGAACGGUCUCGGGAACGCCAAAGAGCGCGAUCUCGUGCGCCAUCCCCAGUCAUCUCGAGGAGAAAGUCUACUGCGUUUGUCAACCAGCGCCCGCGUACCGACUACUUUGAUUCCCCCAGCGACGCAUAUCUAUCACCAAACCCCACCGUGAUCAAGCACUCCACCACGGGACGUGACAGAGCCUACUUUGACAUGAACGACACCACCACAUCCAACGGCGAAAGGCCACGCUCGACAGUUGUCCACAGCUCGGCUAGACCAAAGGUUUACGACGAGAGGGGCGAAAAGCGGAGCGCAAUCUCAUACGAGAGAACAAAACACUACGAGGAUUCCCCUAGGCGUCCGGUUAGCAGCAUUGAAAUACCGCGAACGCUGCGCGCAUACUCUGACAGACGAUCGGAGAAGAAGUAUGACGAAUCUAGUCCCCGCACUAGCAGGAGAAACAUCUCCCCUCCACGCUCAGAUGGCCGCAGCAUAUAUUACGGUAGUGGAUCGCCACCUCGUUCGGAUAGGAGAAGUUCACCAACUCGCUCGGAGCGUUCGGUCAGGUCGGAAAGGUCGGACAGGAGGAGAUCUCCCCCACCGCGAAGGUACUCUGAGCGGGAGCGAGACCGGGAACGGGACCGCGAUCGUGACCGUGUACGGGAGAGGGAGAGAGAACGCCUCAGGGACAGAGAGAAACGGAACCGAGACCGGACGCGUGAGCCACCAUCGAGAAGCGAUUCAUACAAGAGCCAACGCUCAUCGCACAACAGCGAUGAAUCAAGCGACGACUAUGCGAGCUCGCUCCGGUCUGCUCGAGGCGCGCGAGACAGCCGUGUAUCCUUAAUGAGUGGUGAUCCUAACUAUCUGCUCAGCCCAGAGUCGAUAACUAGGCCUUCGCUCAGCAGCAGGAUGAGCUCGCGACGUGAAACCCCGUUGACAUCACCGUGGGGCUCAGUUGCGGGCAUGGAUACCCCCCCGCUACCCAGCCCACGCUCUUCAUAUACGUUCCCUCAGACAAAGGAGCGACGCCGAGGUGACGAAGGCCCCACGUCACCAUUCGCCCCUAGCCCUUCCCCGCCGACGAAAACAUCACCUCAGACUCAGCAUGCGCAGAUACCCAGCCUUACUGCAUCACUGAGUCUCCCUGUAGGCGCAGCAAUGACUGCCGGUGCCGUUGUUCCCACUUCGGGUCUCGCUAGUGUGCCCAAUGGCACCAUCGAGCCCAUCGAGCGUAUGCAUACACCGAUGCCUCCUCCAGCUCAGCGUCAGGAUUCGGCCUCGUCGAUUGGGUCAUGGCAACAGUCCCCAUACAGCCCCCCUCCCUUGCAGCCAUAUGAAAACGGGAUCACAGACCAGCAGGUCGUAUCCUUCAGACAGUACUCCGAGGAUGUCAGCGAGGGACGGGUGAACGAUCUGCCCGUAUGCCCUCGCCGGACACCUCAGGUUGGGCUAGCGGAUUGGCUCACGUUUCCGCAAUCUAAUAACUUCAACAUAUGCCCCGACUGUUACACGGGCGUAUUUGCACACACCGAGUACGCUCACAUGUUUGUGCCGGCCCCAUUCAGACCGUUGGACAAGCCCAUAGUAUGUGACUUUGGAAUUUCGGCCUGGUAUCGCAUCGCCUGGCUCAUGACGCGCAAAUCUGGCUUGCCGAACCUGCAACUGCUACAGAACAUUUCUGUAGUCGACACCAAGAACCAGCCCUGCUCUGGUGACAAACGAAUGACGCGAGUUUGGUACACAGUCCACAAUCCUAGGGAUCACCGGCCCGUGGAACGCUUUCAAGUGUGCGGAUACUGUGCAGGUUCUGUUCAGAGCCUGUUUCCCAACCUUGCCGGCGUCUUCCAGCCGGUAGACAGCAAGGCCGAGCCCACAAAGGCGAUAUGCUCGCUGCACUUUUCCGCAGAGCGUCUACGCUUUCUCGACUACUUUGACCUGCUCGAGGAAACAUCCGACAGGGCCAAGUCCCGCGGCUCGAUCCCCGACCUGCGCAGGCUCUACGAUAAGCUGCGACGGCUCAGCCUGGGCGACUGCGCCCGCGACGAGUACCUGACCGACCGCGAGUGGUACACCAUACGCAACUUCCCACGCUUCACGGCAUGCGAAGAAUGUUUUGAGCAGGUCGUACAGCCUGAGAUCGACAGGAGCAACCCGCUAGCGAGGCAGUUUCUCCAUCGGCCUCAGCGCAUGCGCCGGGCGGCCUGUCAGCUGUACUCGGCGCGGAUGCGUCGUCACUUUGCCGAGGCCUGCCGCGCCAACGAUCUCGACAGGCUCAUCCGCGUCGUCGAGGAGCGAGAGCACAUUGAGAAGGAUUGCAAGGCGCGCAUUGCCCACUACCAGGCCCAGAACCGCCUCGACAGGGUGGAUGAUUACGAGAGGAAAUGGCAAAGGUAUGAAUGA
Messenger RNA from Pyricularia pennisetigena, 3099 nucleotides. RefSeq lists its product as uncharacterized. The transcript has 2 exons. The record is from RefSeq and is a predicted model, not a curated record. NCBI's taxonomy places the organism in Eukaryota, Fungi, Ascomycota, Sordariomycetes, Magnaporthales, Pyriculariaceae. Bases 1 to 3099 code for a protein of 1032 amino acids.